Eupeodes corollae is the source of this 2475-nucleotide messenger RNA. Its product is annotated as 4F2 cell-surface antigen heavy chain-like. The transcript is spliced from 3 exons. Lineage: Eukaryota; Metazoa; Arthropoda; Insecta; Diptera; Syrphidae. The coding region runs from base 587 to 2443 and encodes 618 amino acids. The record is from RefSeq and is a predicted model, not a curated record. Gene Ontology annotation, biological process: carbohydrate metabolic process.
GAACUAUCCAUUUGUACGAAAAGUAUUUGUUAAAAGGGAGACUUAUUUUUGUAUUCAUUCAUUUUCAUUUUAUAUUGUUGUAAACGUCAGUCUGUCAUGCUGCUCAUUUUCGAAAGUUCAUACAUUUUUCAUAGACUUUUUUAUCGAGUUCAUUUAUUGAAAAUUAUACGGUGAAUAUACGGUUUCGAUUGAAUGGCCCUUAAAAACAAAAAUCCCAUUUAACAAUUAAAAUUAAUCAAUUUAAAUUGAAUGCAAACAUAUCAAUAAACUCGCUUAUGGAUAAAAAUCAUAUUUAAAUUGUUUCAUCAGCAAACGCGUUUCAAUUCAAUUCGAAAACGAAAAAGUGAAGAAGAAUAAAAAAACCGCACGCAAUUCAGUUCCAUUCUUUUUUUACUUUGCUGAAAUAAACUAUUAAUAAACUUUUGGACGUUCUGUUUCAUUUUCAUCUCAAUAAACUCUUCUUUUCAUCAUUCGAGUGAGAUCUUUAAAGAGUGUGUUUUGUAUCGAAGUGAAAAAAAAUUGUGAAAAAAAAGUUAUCCAAUAGAUAAUAAUUGAUUGAUUGAUUGAACAAUAAUAAAAUUGAAAUAUGGGCAUAUCAACGGAUCCUCCUUUGUUAGAUGUGGAAUUGCCAUCUGCCCUCCUCGAAUCGCCUUCUGUGUCAACAUUUCUACCCGAAGAGGAGGCUUCAAUGUGUCCCCUCCUGUCGACAAAUUCUUCCACCCCACUAGCCUUCUCGCAUCCCCUAACCCCAAGCGCCGACAAUGACAGUAAUAAUUCCAAUUCGGGAAUUUGUGAAGAUACUAAGGCCGAAACAAGUUCGUCGUCGGGCAGUAGUUCGGGCAUCGGAAUGGAUGUCACAGAUACCGCAGCAGCAAGUCUCUUCAAUCAUAACUCCUAUCAUCACCUUCGGAAGAACAACAAUGAAGUGAUGCAGGACUCUAAUGGAUUAGGCGUUAAAGGACACUUGGUCAUGAAAUCACCAAACGAUACACCAUCAUUCGUCUCUUGGAAUUGGCCACUCAUACGAAAAUGUACAUUUUUCAUAUUCAUGUCCAGUUUACUGGCAAUGUGUGCUGUUGUUGUUGCAAUGAUUAUUACACUGCCAAAAACUUGUAAUCCAAAAACUGCUUGGUUCCGAGGCAGCGUUUUCUAUGAAAUCUUUCCAGCAAGCUAUCAAGACUCCAACAACGAUGGGCUUGGUGAUCUUAGAGGCAUAACAAAACGUAUUGAUUACUUAGCUGCUCUUGGAGUUGGAGCUGUUCGGUUGAAUUCUAUUUUCCCAACUGAACACUAUCCUGAUGAUUUUAACAAUGUAACAUCAUUGGUUAGCAUUGCAACAGUCAUUGGAAGCACAACUGAUUUGCUGCAGUUAUCGCGAGCAUUGCAUGCUCGGAAUAUAUCGCUUAUCCUCGAUUUACCUAUAUUUCCAUAUCUCAAGCACUUGGAAGAAGCUAAUGAAGCCAAUUACACGGCUAAUAGCAAUGUAACUGAAUCAGCGCCAAUUGAAACCGAUAACUUGAUUUCGGUAGCGAUUCAGAAGUGGAUUGGACUUGGUGUUGAUGGGUUCUACAUUAAGGGAUUGGAAAUGUAUACGAAUGAUGAUAACCUUCUCAACAAUAUUGCCGAAUGGAAGCACAUCAUGGGGCCCCAAAGAGCCCUGAUUAUUGAUAAUGAAGUUAUUCAAAAACUCAGCACCGCCAAAGCGACUCAUAUCUUAACCCACGUCGAUUUGGUCGAUGUCCAUCUGGAUGUUGCAAAUGGUACUCAGCAAGUAAUGCAGCAGAUUCAGUCAGCUUUAAAGGGAAUUCUGGCUCCCAGAGAAGACGGGCCUUGGAUUCAAUGGUCAAUCGGAGGAGUUGGGGAACAACGCGUUUCACGCCACCUAAAUGGAAAUGCUUCUCUCACUGCUACAAUGAUGCAGUUAAUGCUACCAGGAUCACCGAAUAUUUUCUACGGUGACGAAAUCGCUUUGGAGAACGUCCAUGAUCCUCAUAAUGAACACUCAGAAACAAAACACUUGCAUCAUCUUUCAACUAUGGAAUGGUCAGAUGCUCUAAAAUUCACCAGCAGGGAAACCCUACCCUGGCUACCGAAGAGUUCAUCAUUUAAUUUAGAAAAUUUCGAGCAGGUAUCUCGGAUGAUCCAUCUGCGUGAUCGAUCUCCAUCCAUCUAUAAAAAUGUCAUAUGCAAAGCUUCGCAAAAUAUACCCAAUACUCAAGUUCGAAAUAGUCGAGAUGAUAUUAUAAUAAUCGAACGGAUCUAUCCGCGACGAAAUUCAUUUGUUUCGAUUUCGAAUUUCGGCGAAAAAAUGGUGCAAAUGGAUAUGACAUCGAUGUAUUACAGUGGACAUGUGAUGCUCGGAAAUACUCAAAGUGAUAAAAUCUACUUUGGGGAGUUUCAAAUUGGUGGCAUGGAAACUAUUGUUGUUAGACUUGAUAAAUAAACUUUUCUGUUUAAUAGUUAUUUUUUUGCAAA